Messenger RNA from Eucalyptus grandis, 460 nucleotides. RefSeq lists its product as uncharacterized. The record is from RefSeq and is a predicted model, not a curated record. Bases 26 to 460 code for a protein of 144 amino acids. Lineage: Eukaryota; Viridiplantae; Streptophyta; Magnoliopsida; Myrtales; Myrtaceae. The transcript is spliced from 2 exons.
AUCAAGCCUAAGGAAGCUCGAUAAAAUGGAAGUUUUAGAUUGCCCAAAGCUACUUGAAAUUCAAUUUCCCAGUAUAAUGGAAUCAUUAGAGGAACUUCGAGUUGGCUACUGCGACUCCCUAGGAGGGUUGUGCGGUUUAUCAAACUCGAAGAGGCUAAAGGUUUUGCGGAUCUACCAAUGCAAUGGGCUACGGGUUGUUGAGGGCCUUGAAGAAUUGGAGCUUUUGGGUAUUUUGUAUUUUUCCAGGUGUGGAUCGUUGGAAAGGUUGACUGAUGUAUCCAACUCAAAGAUACCAAAUGAAUGCAUGAUAGAAGUAUGGGGUUGCAUGAAACUAAGUAGUUAUGAGGGCACUUACCGGGAUUAUAAAGAGAUGAUUCUUGUCAGGAUGAGAAUGACAUUCAACGAGGAGGAUGAAAUGGAGAAAGAUUCAGAAAAUGAAAAAAGGAAAAUGACUGAUUGA